AUGGUUGAUAGCUCAUCCUUGGACGAAAUGAAUCUCACGCAUCAACUUCUUUCAUUUGAACCGUCGUCAACGACACCGAAGGUACCGAUCUAUCCUGUUCCAAAUGAAGAACCAUUGAAUGAAUAUCGAAUGAUUCUGCUUGAAAAUCUUGAUGAAUUAUCUCAAUUAAAAUGGGAUCAUUCAGCGAUUCUGUCGCUCAAGAAUAAAUUUACGAGUUCAGAAAUAAGCAAUAAUAUUUCACCACUAAAAACAGCCUUGCUCGUCGUCGAAACGGUUGUUACAAAUAGAAUCUCACUUCCGACGCACAUCCAGCGUAUUGUCAAGACAAUUACUACGUCUCCAGCCCGUCAAUGGAUGAAUGAAUUGAACAAAAUUGUUGACGAACAAGGCGAGGCCAAAUCGGUACCUGUACUUCUUGAAGAACUAGCCCGUGAAAAUCCAUCAUUAAAUAUAACCGAAUUGGAGCAACGAUAUCAAAUAGUAAUGGAUCAUUACAAAGCACAAACAUCUCAAUGGACAUCGACAAAUAUUCAACAAUCUAUCUUUAAUGAUGAGCUCAAGACGAUCGCCAUCAUUAUUCGAGCGGCACAUCUUCACAAGCAAUAUCGUCCAAGAGAUAUUCAAAUUUUAUCUCUUCUUCUCUUAAUCGGAAAUCCACAUCUAGGUCAAGGACGAUUGGCACAAAUACGCACCGGUGAAGGCAAAUCGAUCAUUGUUUCAAUGUGUGAGUUCAGAACUCAAAUGUGA
Didymodactylos carnosus is the source of this 747-nucleotide messenger RNA. NCBI's taxonomy places the organism in Eukaryota, Metazoa, Rotifera, Eurotatoria, Philodinida, Philodinidae. The record is from the annotation of a GenBank genome assembly.